AUGACCAAUCCAGUCCAUUCCCUUAUCGCCCUUAUCCCUCUCGCCCCCUCCCUCCCGCUCGUUGCCCACCACGUCCCCUCCAUGUCGUCGUCGUCGUCGUCGUCAUCGUCUUUGUCCGCUCGUCGUCGUCGUCGUCGUCAUCGUCGUCUCCGACGUCACCCGUCUCGACCACCGGCAUUAGCCGACUCGAUCUCGAUCACGGGACUAGCCCGGGGAACCCACCAAGCUCUCCCUCCACCCAUAUCGGAGGCAACAACCCCCACUCGUAGACGCCACUUGGCCAUUAAAGUGACUUUUCGCAUGUUCCCACGUGUAAACGUCGCCCACAGUCAUACGGCAUACGAGUGCAUGCGACAUUCAAAGCACUCAACAUGA
Serpula lacrymans var. lacrymans S7.9 is the source of this 375-nucleotide messenger RNA. RefSeq lists its product as uncharacterized. The transcript has a single exon. Bases 1 to 375 code for a protein of 124 amino acids. Lineage: Eukaryota; Fungi; Basidiomycota; Agaricomycetes; Boletales; Serpulaceae. The record is from RefSeq and is a predicted model, not a curated record.